This is a messenger RNA of Jaculus jaculus (lesser Egyptian jerboa), 10405 nucleotides long. RefSeq names its product A-kinase anchoring protein 6 (gene Akap6). The record is from RefSeq and is a predicted model, not a curated record. The transcript is spliced from 14 exons. Gene Ontology annotation, molecular function: transmembrane transporter binding; protein kinase A binding. Gene Ontology annotation, cellular component: perinuclear region of cytoplasm; sarcoplasmic reticulum. The coding region runs from base 215 to 7162 and encodes 2315 amino acids. NCBI's taxonomy places the organism in Eukaryota, Metazoa, Chordata, Mammalia, Rodentia, Dipodidae.
UGCAGCAAGGAUUCCUAGCACAUCCCAGUUGCCAUAGCAACAGCAGUCUUUCCCAUAAUGAGCUGCAUCAUCUGAACUGAUGUCACAGCAUCAUGCAGCAGGUCAAACAAGGCAUUUCCUAGUAUUGCAUCCUACAGAUGUGCUGUAAACAUCAAAAGAAGACGGUGGGAGCAGGAGAUGCUGUUUUGGAAAGAAGUGAGGUUUAGACUUCUCCAUGUUAACCAUGAGCGUGACACUUUCCCCCCUGAGGUCACAGGACCCGGAUCCCAUGGCUACUGAUGCUUCACCCAUGGCUAUCAACGUGACACCUACUGUGGAGCAGGGCGAGGAAGAGGAGGCCAUGAAGGACACGGAGCCCCGGCAGCAGUACGGAAAGCCGCCCCCGCUGCACACAGGGGCAGACUGGAAGAUUGUCCUGCACUUGCCCGAGAUUGAGACCUGGCUCCGGAUGACCUCAGAGCGGGUCCGUGACCUCACAUAUUCAGUCCAGCAGGACUCAGACAGUAAGCAUGUGGAUGUGCACCUAGUUCAACUGAAGGACAUUUGUGAAGACAUUUCCGACCAUGUUGAGCAGAUCCAUGCCCUCCUUGAAACAGAGUUCUCCCUAAAGCUGCUGUCUUACUCCGUCAAUGUGAUUGUGGACAUCCAUGCUGUGCAGCUCCUCUGGCACCAGCUCCGAGUAUCCGUGCUGGUCCUGCGAGAGCGCAUCCUGCAAGGACUGCAGGACGCCAAUGGCAACUACACCAGGCAGACUGACAUUCUGCAAGCUUUCUCCGAAGAGACACAGGAGGGCCGGCUUGAUUCUCUAACAGAAGUGGAUGACUCAGGGCAGUUGACUAUCAAAUGUUCUCAAAAUUACUUAUCUCUGGAUUGCGGUAUCACUGCAUUUGAACUUUCUGACUACAGUCCAAGUGAAGACUUACUUGGUGGCCUGGGUGACAUGACCUCUGGCCAAGUCAAAACUAAACCUUUUGACUCUUGGAGCUACAGUGAGAUGGAAAAGGAGUUCCCUGAGCUUAUCCGCAGUGUGGGGCUACUAACGGUGGCUGCGGAGCCCGUCCCCCCCAACUGCAGUGAGGCAGUGGGCAGUGAGGAGGUCCCUCAAGUGUCUCUUUCAGCGGAGCACGAAGGUGGGCGUGAGGAAACCAAUGCCUCGGCAGCUGAAGGGCAACCAACCUUCCCAUCGGGGAUGUCAUCUUUAGGGGACCGGCUGACAACUGCUGCUCCAUCCUCUUCUGAGGCUGCAAAGCAAGAAUCCAGCCCCUCCCAACAGCCUGGAGCAGGGACCCCCCAGCCUAUUCCCUGUGAAAAUACAACCCCAAAACGAUCCAUCCGAGAUUGCUUUAAUUAUAACGAGGACUCUCCCACACAGCCCACGUUGCCAAAAAGGGGGCUUUUCCUCAAAGACGGAGUCUGUAAGAAUGAGCUGAGAGGCAGUGAUGGCAAGAAGCAGAUGGCUGAUCUAAAGCCCGAGCUGAGCAGAAGCACCCCUUCCCUUGUGGACCCCCCUGACAGAUCGAAGCUCUGCCUGGUGUUACGGUCUUCCUACCCCAACAGCCCGUCUGCUGCCAGCCAAUCUUAUGAGUGUUUGCACAAGGUGGGGGUUGGAAAUAUUGAAAACAUAGUCAAAAGUCACAUUAAAGAAAUCUCUUCCAGCCUGGGAAGGCUUACUGACUGCCAUAAAGAGAAACCCCGACCGAAAAAGCCACAGAAAAAGCCCUCAGGAGAGAUGCAUGUGUGUCGAACUCCGAAGCGAGGCACCAGCUCAGGCAAGCAAGCUAAAGGCACAAGGAGCUCAGCAGUGGCAAAUGGCAUGCCUUCGGGGGCCUCCAGGGGCGUGGGGGGACCCGAAACACAUUCUGCACUCACGUCCUCCCCUGAGCCGGGCCACCACAUAUGCCCUAAUGGCCAAUUGCCAGAGAGAUCAGAGGCCUCGAGUUCACCCCCUUUCACUCUCAGCAGCGAGUCCUCCCUUGGCUCCGACAGCACGCUGUCUCCAGUGCCGCUGGUCUCCAAACACGACAGCAGGAAAGGCCACUCCUCCGCCCCGAGUCAUGUCACCCAGAAUGGUCAGGUGGUGGAGGCCUGGUACGGCUCCGAUGAAUACCUGGCGCUGCCCUCCCACCUUAAGCAGACGGAAGUGUUGGCUUUACAGCUGGAAAGCCUAACAAAGCUUCUGCCCCAGAAGCCCAGAGGAGAGACCGUCCAGAAUAUUGAUGACUGGGAACUGUCUGAAAUGAAUUCCGACUCUGAGAUCUAUCCCACAUACCAAGUCAAGAGAAAACACACGAGGCUAGGCAGGGUGUCUCCGAGCUCAUCCAGUGACAUAGCCUCCUCUCUGGGGGAGAGCAUUGAAUCUGGGCCUCUGAGCGACAUUCUUUCUGAUGAGGACUUGUGUCUGCCUCUCUCUGGCCUGAAAAAGGACAUCAGUGACAAAUCAGAGAGACCUUCAUCCUCUGAGAAAAAUGAGAGCCAUUCCAUCGCAAAAUCAGCUUUGAUUCAGAAACUGAUACAAGAUAUUCAACACCAAGAGAACUAUGAAGCCAUAUGGGAAAAAAUCGAGGGUUUUGUAAACAAGCUGGAUGAAUUUAUUCAGUGGCUAAAUGAGGCCAUGGAGACCACAGAGAACUGGACACCCCCCAAAGCUGAGACCGAUAGCCUUAAACUGUACCUGGAGACACACUUGAGUUUUAAGUUGAAUGUGGACAGUCACUGCGCACUCCAGGAAGCUGUGGAGGAGGAAGGACACCAGCUUCUCGAGCUCUUUGCUUCUCACAAAGCAGAAGGGCUGAAGGACAUGCUGAAGAUGAUCGCAAGUCAGUGGAAGGAGCUGCAGAGGCAAAUCAAACGGCAGCACAGCUGGAUUCUCCGAGCCCUGGACACCAUCAAAGCCCAGAUCCUGGCUACUGAUGUGUCUGUGGAGGAUGAGGAAGGGACGGGAAGCCCCAAGGCUGAGGUUCAGCUAUGCUACCUGGAAGCUCAAAGAGAUGCUGUUGAGCAGAUGUCCCUCAAGCUAUACAGCGAGCAGUAUUCCAGUAGCAGCAAGAGAAAAGAAGAGUUUGCGGAUAUGUCAAAAGUUCAUUCCGCGGGAAGCAAUGGGCUUCUGGACUUUGAUUCAGAAUAUCAGGAGCUCUGGGAUUGGCUGAUUGACAUGGAGUCCCUCGUGAUGGACAGCCAUGACCUGAUGAUGUCAGAGGAGCAGCAGCAGCAACUUUACAAGCGGUACAGUGUGGAAAUGUCCAUCAGACACCUGAAAAAGACAGAGCUGCUUAGUAAGGUUGAAGCUUUGAAGAAAGGUGGCGUUUUACUACCAAAUGAUCUCCUUGAAAAAGUGGAUUCAAUUAAUGAAAAGUGGGAACUGCUUGGGAAAACCCUAAGAGAGAAGAUACAGGACACAAUGGCAGGGCACAGUGGGUCAGGUCCACGUGACCUGCUCUCUCCUGAAAGCGGAAGCCUGGUAAGGCAGCUGGAGGUCAGGAUCAAAGAACUGAAAGGCUGGCUAAGAGAUACAGAGCUUUUCAUCUUCAAUUCCUGUCUGAGACAAGAAAAGGAAGGAACAAUGAAUGCUGAGAAACAACUCCAAUACUUUAAGUCCCUUUGCCGUGAAAUCAAGCAGCGGCGUCGAGGAGUGGCCUCCAUCCUGCGGUUAUGCCAGCAUCUUCUGGAUGACCGGGACACCUGUAACCUAAAUGCAGAUCACCAGCCCAUGCAGCUGAUCAUUGUAAACCUUGAAAGAAGGUGGGAAGCCAUUGUCAUGCAAGCUGUUCAGUGGCAGACACGGCUGCAAAAGAACAUGGCGAAGGAAUCUGAGACUUUGAAUGUGAUUGAUCCUGGCCUGAUGGAUCUAAAUGGGAUGAGUGAGGAUGCCCUGGAAUGGGAUGAAACAGAUAUAAGUAACAAGCUAAUUAGUUUGAAUGAAGACUCAAAUGACCACGAUCAAGACCCCCAAGCUAUCAUACCUUCGUUGAAGCUUGAAGAGACAAGUAGUGAGGGCAUUGAUUAUGAGGAAGAGGCUGGUGACCAUAAGGGAUUGUCAUAUGCCUCAAAUAUCACUGCACCCUCCAGCCCGCACAUUUACCAAGUGUAUAGUCUUCACAAUGUUGAACUCUGUGAAGAUAGCCACAUGCCAUUUCUAAAAAAUAACUCAAAGUUCAGAGGCAUGACUCAGUCUAACACUUUAACCAAGAGCCUCAGUAAAGAUUCUUCUUUUUCAUCUACUAAGUCACUACCAGAUCUUAUAGGGGCUUCCAGCUUGGGGAAGCCCUGCCUGUGCCACAGUGGAGAUAUGAGCCAGAAUUCUGGCAGCGAGAGUGGAAUCGUCAGUGAAGGAGACAAUGAAAUGCCUACCAACUCUGAGAUGUGCUUUCUCAGUAUGGUAGAUGGGUCCCCACGUAACCCUGAAACUGAACAUCUGGACCCACAAAUGGGAGAUGCGGUUAACGUGUUAACACAAAAGUUUAAAGAUGAGGAGGAAUGCAUUAAACUUCCAAAUAGCUCUCAGUCAUCCAUCUCACCAGUGGGUUGUGUAAAUGGCAAAGCAGGAGAUCUAAACAGCGUUACCAAACAUGCCCCUGAUUGUUUAGGAGAAGAAUUACAAGGAAAACAUGAUGUGUUUACAUUUUAUGAUUACUCCUACCUCCAAGGCUCAAAACUCAAAUUACCAAUGAUAAUGAAACAGUCCCAAAGUGAAAAAGCACAUAUGGAGGAUCCCCUUCUUCGUGGCUUUUAUUUGGAUAAAAAAUCCUCCAAAUCUAAACACCAGGCUUCAGAGUUACAGACCGACACACUUCCCCACGAAAAGAUUUUGGCAAGUGCAUCCCGUGAAGUGGGUCGCAGCUCAUACAAAAGUAGUGACAUACAGAAGACAUUCACUGGCAUUCCAAGUGGCAGGCAACUCUCCCUCUUAUCCCGUAGUUCAUCUAUAGAGUCUCUUUCUCCAGGGGCUGAUUUAUUUGGAUUGGGUACCUUCAAAAAUGGCAGUGAUAGUCUACAGCGAAGCACUUCUUUAGAAAGUUGGUUGACAUCCUAUAAAAGUAAUGAAGAUCUUUUUAGCUGUCACAGCUCUGGAGACAUAAGUGUGAGCAGUGGCUCUGUUGGUGAGCUGAGUAAAAGGACAUUAGACCUCCUGAAUCGUUUGGAGAAUAUCCAGAGCCCCUCAGAGCAAAAGAUAAAGCGAAGUGUUUCUGAUAUCACUCUCCAAAGUAAUUCUCAAAAGAUGUCCUUUACUGGCCAGAUGUCACUGGACGUAGCAUCUUCUAUUAAUGAAGACUCCCCAGCAUCUCUCACAGAACUGAGUAGCAGUGAUGAGCUCUCUCUUUGCUCAGAGGAUAUUGUGUUACACAAGAACAAGGUACCGGAAUCAAAUGCGUCAUUCAGGAAGCGCCUGAAUCGCUCGGUGGCUGAUGAGAGUGAUGUCAAUGUUAGCAUGAUUGUUAAUGUCUCUUGCACCUCUGCCUGCACUGAUGAUGAGGAUGAUAGCGACCUCCUCUCCAGCUCUACUCUCACCUUGACCGAAGAAGAACUUUGCAUCAAAGAUGAGGACGAUGACUCCAGUAUUGCAACCGAUGAUGAAAUUUAUGAAGAAAGCAACCUGAUGUCAGGGCUGGACUACAUAAAGAAUGAAUUACAGACCUGGAUUAGGCCAAAACUUUCCUUGACAAGAGAAAAGAAACGUUGCAAUGUCACUGAUGAUAUAAAGGUCAGCAAAGAUGGAGGCAGUAGUGAGAUGACCAAUCCUUCUGAUGCUCUGAACAUUGAAGCUCUGCUAAACGGCUCCAUGAAAUGUCUCUCUGAAAAGAAUGGAAAUGGAAAAACCUUAUGUCACACUCAUGAGUUAGGAACAAAAGGUGAAAAUAAGAAAAACAUUUAUGAAAUUAAUAAAGAUCCAUAUGUGGCAGACAUGGAAAAUGGCAAUGUUGAAAGUACUUCAGAGAGGCACAAGGAUGAGGUGAAUGGGGUUUCAAAGACCCCAGAAGAUCUUGGUUCAAGUGGGAAGAAGGCUUCAGGAAGUAAACAUUGUAAGUGUCAAGCUUUUAUGGAUGGUUCCGAUGAAUCAAACAUUGCUGGAAAGGACUUUGUUCCUCCAAAUACCCGACAUCUUCCCAAGAUAGGUUCAAAUCACCACCAUUUUGAAAAUCAAAGUGCUGAUUGCACUCCUGUUGAGAAGUCUUGCUCAGAACUGUUGUUAGAAACCACUGUUAAUACCAGACAGGACCAUAGGGCACUGGAAUCUUCAUCUAAUGAUGCACCAAGUGAGGCUGGAAAAUCUGCUGGCUGUUGCUUACUUGAACAAAAUGAGAUGGGAGAGAACGCUCCUAUUAAUGAAAGCACUUCCUGUUGCAACUGUGAGCCAGAUGUUUUUCAUCAGAGAGAUGCUGAAGAGUGUUCAGUCCACAACUUUGUAAAGGAAAUCAUCGACAUGGCUUCAACAGCCCUGAAAAGUAAAUCUCAAACUGAAAAUGAGGUAGCUGCUUCUUCUUCAUUGACUCAGAUCAAGGAGAAAGUGUUGGAACAUUCUCAUCGGCCCAUCCAGCUGAGGAAAGGGGACUUUUAUUCCUACUUAUCUCUCUCAUCUCAUGAUAGUGAUUGUGGGGAGGUCACCAAUUACGUGGAAGAGAAGAGCAACACUCCCUUGCCACUAGAUGCUGUUGACUCUGGGGUCGAUGACAUUGAAUGCUUCUUUGAGGCCUGCGUUGAGGAUGGCCCUGUGAUAGAGGAGUCCCAUCUCUCUAGUUCUUUUCCAAAUGAAUCAGCAGUUCCUGAUGAAACUGCAAUGUCGCUAGAACAUAGCUCUUCUAUGUUCAGUGAUGCCACUCUCGUAGUGGAUGGUGCAGGCAUAGAGGCCUUUCUAAAACCUCCCCCUCAAAAAGGAGCUGGUGUGGGAGAGGAAGAUAAUGUGUCUCAUGCUUCCCAUGGCUGUAAAGAAAGCUCAGAGCUUGUUACUCCUCCAAGACUGGGCGGUGAAAAGGAGAGUUCAGGAAAAUCCAGAAUGCCAGAAGGAAGAAGUGCCACUGCUUCAGCCAAAUCUAAAGCUCUAGGCCCCUCCUUGAAGGCUCAUCAGCCAAAAGACAAGGCCAUACUGCCUCCAAGCCCCCAAACUGUGCCCUGCGAAGAAAAUCUUGUCAGCUUUCAUGAAGACCAAGGUCGAAAUAUGCAUAGAUAGACGGUAACGCCCCCAAGCAUGAAAACCAUCUCAUUGAAAGAUAGCCUGGCUGCAACUCAGGGUUGGCCUCAUCCUCCCACCCUGGGCUGAUCUCGGGUUCCAUCAUGCUGCCACUGCCUUCUGUCACACGGACUUUCCCAAGAUGAAUCUUCCUUUUGAAUGCAGUUUGCCCACACGGGCCUUGUGAUCUGGAUGUGCGCACUGGUUCUCUUUAGGUGAUCGUCUUUGACGUUCAACAACGCUGCUUGUUCUCCCUGUGGAUUCCUGUCCCGAGCUACCUCCACCAGCCCUCUCUCUCCAGCAAGACUUCUGUUUACCUCCUCCCCUCCCCAGAUGCUCUUUAAAGUUCUGCACUUCACCAAGUUGAUGGUCCAUUAAGUUCAUCUGUCUGGAAUGACCCUUUGCCAGUACUUGACUAAUUUUAUGUUUCAAUAUGAAUUUUUUAAAUGGUAUGAUACCUAUGUUUAUUGGAAGAGGUUUACCUAAAGGCUAGUAUUUGAUUCAGUUGCACCAUAGUGGAGAAACACUGGUCCUUCUUACCAAAUUGGGCAAUUGUUAAAAACACCAUUCUACAUAUUUCCUUUGAUUAAUGAUCUAUGCAGCACUUCAAGAAACAACUGUAAUGGUGUUGUAUAUUAUAAACUGGUGGCAUUCUAUUAUGUACAACAUUUUUGGUUUUUAUGCUUCUUGAGGUGGUAAUGAAGAAAAAAAAGAUUUGUUUUUUUAAAAAGUGUGCCUUGCUGUAUUUCUUAUACCAUUUAUUAUAAAGCUGCUUUCAUGGUAAUAUUACAUUGGUUUGAAAGGAGGAAAUAGCAAGGUUAAGAUGUGUGAAUAAUUUCUGUAUAUAUGUAUAACCAAGUACAAACAUUGAUGUAUAAUGACAGUAUAAAAUGCUUUCAUGGUUGUGAUGUCCAGUGAUGUGGAAAAUACAAGCCUUAAACUCAUUAGACUGCAUGGUAAUUAAAAUUGGCAUAAUAAAAAUAGUUUAUUGGGGGAAAAGGAAAAUUAAUGUUCUCUUCUACCUGUGUUCUUUACCAAAUUGUUAUAUCUGGUUAUGAAACAAAGGUACCAACUUCCAAAUUAUUUAUAUUGCAUAAGAGGCUUAAAUUACUUCAACUGCAGACUAGACCUAAAGCCCUCAUAUUUUCAAAAUCUUUCUGGCCACUGUAAACAUCUUGAAGAAACAAAUGGUUAAAGGCUAGUUCCCCUAAACCAACAAAAAUUUGUACUAGAUGUUUUUAUUUUCACUUAUCAUUAAUGGUUUAAUGUUGGAUUUCAAGAUAUCUUCUAUGUCCUAAUUUAUUUUAAAUAAUUAUUUUGGAUGAAAUUUGAUAGAUGGUAGAAAGUAAUGAAAUAUUGAUUAUUAUUUUUAUUUAAACUAUAGAUUCAGGUAUAUUUAUUUUGUGUAAAAGAAAUCAGCAGAGGAAUAUUCCACUUGCUCUUUAUUGAAUUAAAUGCAAUUUUUAAUUUAUGUCAUAACUCCUACUAAAGUGCCUGACACACAGUAGGUAUUCCAUAGAAAUCUGCUGAAUUAUAGUAGUGAAUGAGGUAACAUUUGACACAUAUUCUUCAUUUUGAGAUUCCUACACUACAACAAAUAUAUGACUAGGAAAAUACAUAGUACAAUGUAAAAUCGCUUACAGUAUAUAAACCAUUUGUAUUAGAUUUCAAAAAGGGAAGAGAAUGUUAUGGAUGUACGUAGUCAUAUAAAUGACAAUCAUUCAUUCAACACAUCGCUCAUUAAUGUCUGUUCUGCAAGGCAAUAUUCUCGAUUCAGGGAAUGUAAGGAUGAAACAAGGCGUCACCUUUAGGGGUUUAACUAUAUUAGGGACAAGGUGAACACACGAGAUACAUGAAUUAGUUGUCCCACAUAUGAUCAAGAAAGCAAAUACAAUGAAAGAAACAACAUACUAUGACAGAGGCAAUAGAGAAAGACAAGGAAAGAAGAAAAAUGGUUAGUAAAGAGCAGGAAGUUAGAUAAUAGCAUAUUAGUAGAAACUUAUGGCAGGGUAAAAGGAGAAAAGGCCAGUUAGGAAGACUUCAUGAAAGAUAUUUUAGAAAGUUUAAGUUUGUGUGCAGUCUGCUUUACACCUGAUUUUAUUUUAUAAUUGGAAAUUUAUUAUCAUCAUACCCAGAACACUUAACCCCUAUUUGUCUACACUUCCACUACCUUCAUAAUUUUGUAUUUAUGCCUUGUGUAACCUUUUCUGCACAUAUUUUUAGUGGAUGAAUCAUUCUAGGCUUUGAAUAGGUAGUAACUUUUUCCAAACACUCUUAAGCAGAUAUCUAGUUGCAAUGGUCAAGAGGAUUGUAAGGGGAAGAGAUUAGAGGUAAUUGUGUGGUAGAAGGACAGCUAGAGAAAAGAAACUAAGUUUGAGAUAGUGGCCUGAGUUGCAGAGAAAGAAGAAAUAUUAGAAUGUUUGAACCACUUCAGAGUAUUUUGAACCUCUGUUGAGAUAGGGUAUUAUUGUAUAUGCUGAGACAACCUAAAUUUUCCUUGGUUAAUAGCUAAUGUUAACUCCUAUUUAUUGGUAAAACAAAGACUUAAUUUAACAUGAUGCUCUAUUUACAUGUUCUUAGACCUUUAGGUGUUAAAAUAUUUAUUAAUUAUCUAAUUUGUAUUCCCACUAAAUUUUUAGAUUGACUUUUUGGCUUAUUGAACAAUGCCUUUUCCAGUCAGAAGAUGUGGAAUAGCCUGAACUUCACACCUGUGUAGAUGCUACCUCCCUGUUACCCUUAAAACACCCCAGUUGGUCUUUACUGACUUAACAAUUCUGCCUACACACUAACUGUGACUAUGUUUUGUUAUCUGGUAAGGCCAACCGCUCCAGGGAUGGGCAUGUCUUUGACACAAUAUGCUUUCUUAGGUUGCUCAAGUCCACAGAGUGCCCCUAUCCCACCUUUAAUUUUGCUCACUAGUCUUAGGUCUGGGUUAUGGAGCAGCAGCUCAGAGUAUUUCCCUCCCUGUGUCUCAUGGCAACCUUUGAAGUACCUGAGGCCAGGAGCUUACAAUCACAACCACUACUCCUCCAAUUGCCCUUCCUAUGUCAUGUUUUUAGAUCCAUUUCCACCUGACUGAAUGUUAAGACAGAAUCCUUGAAACUGAGGGGCUGUCCUCAUCAUACAUAGAAAAGUAUAUGAACAUUUAAGUGCUAAGUUUUCUCUAAAAUAUAUUCAAGAUAUGUUUAUUCUAUUAUUGUAAAUUUCAAUAAAUAAACAAGUACAUAAGUAAAUAAAUAAGAA